GGCGUUACGUCACAUCCUGUUUUCCGGCUUCGUCACCGUCUGUGUGUGUGCAGUGAGGGCAGUGAGGGCAGUGACAGGAGGCGGGCAGCGGAGUCGGACGAUGCUGUGGUUCCAGGGCUCCAUCCCGGAGGCUAUAGCGGCCGCCAAGCAGCGCAACUCCGUGUUUGUGGUGUUCGUGGCUGGGGAGGAUGAGCAGUCGAUCCGGAUGUCGGAAAGCUGGGCCAAUGAAGGAGUGACCCAGAACACUUCCGAGGGAUUCGUCGCUAUAAAGCUCGAUAGCCAAAGUGAAUCCUGCCUGCAGUUUUCACAGAUCUAUCCUGUUGUGUGCGUCCCAUCGAGCUUCUUUAUAGGGGAGAAUGGAAUCCCGUUGGAAGUCAUUGCUGGGAGUAUUUCGGCUGAAGAACUUGUUGCAAAGAUAGCCAAAGUCAAACAGAUGCACUCAGGAAAGAAGGAUGGACUUCUAGUAAAUGCAAAGCUUCCAGAAAGUUCUCCAGAGCCGUGUUCUGAAGCACCUUGUCCUGUUGUUCCACAUACCCACGCCAGCCCCCCGGAGAAUGCCCAGCCAGCAGGCACGCAGCCAGAGACUUCAUCGCCUACCACAGAACCUCCCACAUCAGUGGCAGCUCUGCCCCCCGCCCACGAGAGUGAAUCCCAGGAACCGGGGACUGAGUGUGUGCAGCCUAUCCAACCAGAGGAGGAGUUUGCCGACAGAGUGCAGCGGGUAACACAAAAGCUGGAGGAGAGAAGGGAGCAGAGAAAAAAGGAUGAGGAGCAGGUUGAGAUAAAGAAGGAAAUUGAGAGAAGAAAAAUGGGCAAAGAUAUGCUGGAAUAUAAGCGAAAGCAGGAGGAGGACUUGGCAAAAAGGGCCCUGGAGGAGAGAAACAGAGAGAAGGCGGAAGAAAAAGCCGCCAGGGAUCGCAUUCGGCAGCAGAUCGCUCAGGACCGCGCCGACCGUGCUGCCCGUUUUGCAAAAAACAAAGAAGAACUGGAAGCAGCGAAAGCGGCGGAACUGCAGGCCCAGCAGGCAGAGAGAGAGGCCCGGAGAGAGGUGGCACAGAAGGAGAGGAGUACCAUCGCCCGGAUACAGUUUAGACUUCCUGACGGUUCUUCAUUCACCAACCAGUUUGCAUCAGAAGCUCCUCUUGAGGAAGCGCGACAGUUUGCUGCACAGACAGUCGGAAAUACUUACGGAAACUUUGCACUGGCGACCAUGUUUCCAAGGAGGGAAUUCACCAAAGAGGAUUAUGGGAAAUCCCUGUUGUCGUUGGAACUCGCACCCAGUGCUUCAAUAGUCCUCUUGCCAGCAGGAAGGCCGUCCAACGCUGUCAUACAGAGCUCUGAAGGCGGAGUCUGGGGUUUCCUCGGUACAGUUCUCUUCCCUCUCCUAGCAGUAUGGCGGUUUCUAAGCAACUUCCUGUUUGGUAGCCCCUCCCCUUCCCAGCCUGCAGAGCGACCGGCACAUCCACGGCACGAAAGCACAAACCCAACAGCGAGCAGCAGUUCCGAACCAAAGAGAGAUGUUGUUAGGAAAAGAGUUCUAGAAAAGCGCACGGACGAGUUCAAAAAAGAAGGCAAAAUCUACAGACUGCGAACUCAGGACGACGAGGACGAGAACAACACCUGGAACGGGAACUCGACCCAGCAAAUGUAGGUGGGACUCAUUGCCAAAUGUACAAAGGCUUCUGAACUCCGCCCCCCGCGGAACCGCAGGGGAUUCUGGUAGCCACAUUCAUAAGAGCAUUCAGUACUUUAGUCUGCUGCAUGAAAGUAGGUUCUGGCACCAGAAAUGAUCCAAUUAACCCUCUUUAUUUACUGCCAGCGCUUUCCGUAUGGUUUCCUCUCACUGUACUAGAACCCUAGAACCCACGCACGUACUGGGAUUUUUAUUUUCACCGUUAUUUCCUGGCCGGGGAACCGUCUGUUCAGUUGGUAGUUGUGCCGCAGCCUCGGGUUCCUCCCACACUUGGGAUUUUUGCUACAUUUCACUAUAAUGCGAUGUUUUUGGAAAAUAAAAAAAGAGAGCGAAAGAGAGAACUUAUUUAUAUGAUUCUGCCCUUUAAUUCUGCAAAAAAAAAGCAAAAGCAAAAGCCAAGCUGUUUCUUGUAGUUUUUCAUGAUGGAUUUUGAGACAUUGAAAAUAAAGUUUUCAAAGAAAAUGA
Molecule: messenger RNA, 2158 nt
Organism: Xenopus tropicalis (tropical clawed frog)
Lineage: Eukaryota; Metazoa; Chordata; Amphibia; Anura; Pipidae
Gene: ubxn4
Product: UBX domain protein 4
Exons: 13
Coding region: 101-1651 (516 amino acids)
Cellular component (GO): endoplasmic reticulum membrane
Source: RefSeq, a predicted model, not a curated record